CUCCAGGUGGAGACCUUCUUUCACUUUAAACUGAAAAACCAGACCGGAAGUACUUGGAACCGGAAGUGUGGUUGUUUCGUAGUGACCUCGGCCUGGUGGCGGGAUAGUUGUUUCGUUAGCUGACGAGCAUAUUUGAUCCAUUUCGAGGCGGCAGAGCUCCAGGUGAACCCGCACACACUCAGUGAGUCCAGGACAACAGAGUCCAGCAGUCAGAGUGGAGACCUGCUGGAUCUCAGAGACCAGGACCAGGAGCCCGUUUCAGAAAGCAGCUUUAACAAACUCUGAGAUGGAAAAGUUUUCAGAUCCAGAACAGCUGAUCAGAGUUUGUUCAAUCAAAUGUGAGGAUGAAACCAGCCUUCAUCAAUGGAGCUCUGAUACUACGAUUCACCAUGGCAACAGAGACCAGGACCAGGAGCACUACAAGAGUGAAAUGGAGGAGGACCAGCAGAACCCAGACCAGCAGAACAACAAGGUCCCAAGAAGACCAGCAGCAGGCUUGUCCUCUGAUACCAUCGGUGUUCAGAAAUGGAGAGGAAAAAAGGGACCGAUUCAUCAGAGAUGUCACACUGGAGAGAAACUACACAGCUGUGACCUACGUGAGAAAAUGUUUGCUUUGGGCAGUAACCGCAAAGUCCACCAAUGCAUUCACACUGGAGAGAAACCCUACAGCUGUGAUGAAUGUGGGGCAGCUUUCCUACAACAGAGUCAUCUGAAAAGACAUAAACGCAUUCACACUGGAGAGAAACCCUACAGCUGUGAUGAAUGUGGGGCAGCUUUCCUACAACAGAGUCACUUAAAAAGGCAUCAACGCAUUCACACUGGAGAGAAAUCCUACAGCUGUGAUGAAUUUGGUGCAGCUGUCACGAAAAUGCAUCACCACAUUCAAACUGGAGAGAAACCCUACAGCUGUGAAGAAUGUGGGGCAGCAUUCCAGCGCCAGAGUUCCCUAAAAAGACAUCAAUGCAUUCACACUGGAGAGAAACCCUACAGCUGUGAUGAAUGUGCAGCAGCAUUCCGGCACCAAAGUAACCUGAAAAAUCAUCAACGCAUUCACACUGGAGAGAAACCCUACAGCUGUGAUGUAUGCGAGUCAACUUUCCAACGCCAGAGUCACCUAAAAACACAUCAAGGUAGUCACAGUGGAGAUAAACCCUACAGUUGUGAAAAAUGUGGGGCAGCUUUCCUACAACAGAGUCACCUAAAAAGACAUCAACGCAUUCACACUGGAGAGAAGCCGUACCGGUGUGACCAAUGUGGUAAAACCUUUUCUCAGAGUGGUCACUUCAAAAAUCACCAACGCAUUCACACUCGCGAGAAACCUUACAGUUGUGACCAAUGUGAUAAAACUUUUUCUCGGUUUGAUAACCUUAAAGUCCACCAACGCAUUCACAGUGGAGAGAAACCAUACUGGUGUGAUCAAUGUGGGAAAACUUUUUCAGAUGGUAGAUCCUUAAAAGUCCACCAACGCAUUCACACUGGAGAGAAACCUUACUGGUGUGACCAAUGUGGGAAAACUUUUUCUCGUUCUGGUCACCUUAAAGCCCACCAACGCAUUCACACUGCAUAAUUUUGAAUGUUUUUCAGAGCACAGCUAGCUGUUUCCUCCUGCAUCCUCCCCAUGCCCUGAUAGCUGUGUUGUUAUAUUCUCAGCUUCUCUCCACAUUGAAGGCAGACCAACAGUAAAUUCCUGUUCUAAACAGCAUGAUUGUUUUUUUGGCUAUAACUACAUACUUGCACCACCAGAAUCUUCCCAAUGGGACUCCGUUAUGUGGCUGAACUGUCAGAACAUCUGGAAGAGUAUUCCAAUCACAAGGAGGGAGAACCAACCACAAACUUUUAAAAAUCUUAAAGGAAAUUUCAGGAUUAUUUCAACCUGUCGUAUUUCCCAUAAAUGUAACCGUUGUGUCUCUAUGGGUCACGCUAACUUUGCACUCAGCACCUCAGUUAUAGAGAAUGAGGGAUCAAAGACUAGUACAGAACAUUGAUAUCAGGGACAGCUGCUCGAGCCUCCUACAACUUUCCAAAUUAACUGACUCGGUCAGAUUCAGUAACAACAAGUUAGCAUGACCAAUAGAGUCACAAUGGACAAAUUUAUGGGAAAUACAUCAGGUAUAAAUAAAGCUGAAUUUUCCUUUGAGAUAUCUGCUGGUACACCCUAAUGACAAGACAUUCACCUUCGACAUCAGAGACCAUCUUUGAACAAAGAAAGGGGUAACCCACCCUCCCCCCCAAGUAUUUUUUUAUUGAUUAAUCUUUUCAAUUAGUCGAAUAAACUAACGACUAAUUUAUUGAUUAUUCUAAAGAUUUUUUUAAAAAUCCUAAAAUAACACAUAACUAAUUUACCCCAAAUAAUUAUCAAAACCUUGUCUGAUUAAUAUUUCAAUAUUGUAUUCAUUCAUGUUCUCUUAAAAACAAACAAAUGUAACAAGAUUAUAGACCCUAUUUGUCAGAUGCCUGAUCAGAAAAAUACUGGACCUCAAAUUCAGAAGCAUUGCUGUGACACACAGAUUAUUUUAAUCACUGUGUGUCACAGCGACCCUUUCCCUUAACUUAAGAAUCAGUAGUUUUACUGAAGUACUUGACUUCAAACUUAAAAUGGUUAUGAUAUGGAUUCAUUUAAUCACUGGCCUAAUAAGAUCAUCACUGGCAAUCAGUGUGGGGCAAUGAAAGUAUUAGAAAGAAUUGACAGACUGUAGCGUUAGUUUAAGCCAUUUUCUCACUGAUAAAUGGCCGUUAAAGUAAACAGAAAAUAUAAAACGGCCCAAUAACGACGUUAGAUGACGCAUGUUGUAAUGUUACGUUACCAUGACAGCAACGGUGCAGAAAUUAAUUUUAACACAGAGGGGAUGAGAAAAUGUUUAGAAAAUGUAUUGAUCCAUUUAUUGUAGUUGAUCCAACAGAACCAAUCCCCCCCCCAUCCCCACCAUCAUACUGUAAAAUAAAGUUUUUACUGCCGAUCGUUAUCAGCCAACAUUCAGUAAAAAUAUGUGAUCGGGAGAUAAGCAUUAAUGCUUUCUUGUGAUGCUUCGACACACGUUAUGCAAAUCCUUUUAUUUUGAAACUUCUUCCAGAAAUGUUACCUGACCUCUCAGGGCACUAAGUGG
Messenger RNA from Sebastes umbrosus (honeycomb rockfish), 3104 nucleotides. Its product is annotated as zinc finger protein 501-like. Bases 287 to 1567 code for a protein of 426 amino acids. NCBI's taxonomy places the organism in Eukaryota, Metazoa, Chordata, Actinopteri, Perciformes, Sebastidae. The record is from RefSeq and is a predicted model, not a curated record. Gene Ontology annotation, biological process: regulation of transcription by RNA polymerase II. The transcript has 4 exons. Gene Ontology annotation, molecular function: DNA-binding transcription factor activity; RNA polymerase II cis-regulatory region sequence-specific DNA binding.